UCCUCAUAAUGUUUACCUAUAUUCUAUAUACCGUUGUUACGGGUUUGGCAAUUUUGCCAUUGUUGCUUUACGCGAGAAACCCUUAUUUUUUAAGAGAUUUAAAUUACGCAAUCACUGCUAUUCAAAUCGCCACACGCGUUGGCAAGUUCAAGAGGCAGAAACCUUUUUACAGUGUUUUGGACAGUUUUCUCGACAAAGUGGCGAAGCAGCCGCACAAGAGGUUCAUACUGUUUGAGGAAAGCUCCUACACUUACAGCCAAGCCGACAAAGAGAGCAACAAGGUGGCCAGAGCUCUGUCGACGCAUGCCCAACUGAAGGAGGGCGACACGGUGGCCCUGUUCUUGGGUAACGAACCGCAGUUUGUGUGGCUGUGGCUCGCACUGGCCAAGCUGGGAUGCAUAGCUUCUCUACUGAACAACAACAUCCGAUCCAAGUCUUUGCUGCAUUGCUUCUCCUGCUGUGAAGCCAAGGUCCUGGUCACUGGUGCUGAAUUACGAGGGGCCGUGGAGGAAGUGUUGCCCACCUUGAAGCAGCAGGGCGUCCGUGUGUUUAUCCUCAGUGAUGACUGUGAUGUGGAAGGCAUUGAAAACCUCUCUGAUAAAAUCCAGCAGGCCUCAGACCAGCCUCUGUCUCCUCAGCUAAGGGCCAACAUCAACAUUAAGAGUCCCGCGCUGUACAUCUAUACCUCAGGAACCACAGGGCUUCCCAAGGCAGCUGUAAUCAACCACGAGAGGCUAUGGAUGGCAUCUUUUCUUCAGUGGGUUGCUGGUGUACGCUCAGACGAUAUCAUCUACAUAUACCUGCCUCUCUACCACAGUGCAGGCUUUCUGAUGGGACUUUGUGGAGCCAUAGACAAAGGCAUCACUGUUGUUUUAAGGCGUAAAUUCUCUGCCACUCACUUCUGGAAUGACUGUAGAAAGUACAAUGUGACAGUCAUUCAGUACAUAGGAGAAAUUAUGCGCUACCUCUGCAACACCCCAAAGAGAGACAAUGACAGAGAUCACAAAGUCCGAUUGGCCGUGGGGAACGGGAUAAGGGCCGACACCUGGGCUGAAUUCCUGCAGCGUUUUGGGGACAUUCGUAUCUGUGAGUGCUACGGAGCGACAGAAGGAAAUGUUGGCUUCGUCAACUACAUUGGGAAAAUUGGAGCAAUUGGCAAAGAGCAUUUUCUACACAAGAUGGGAUAUUCAUAUGCACUCAUAAGGUACGACACAGAGAAAGAGGAGCCAGUCAAAGACUCCAGAGGCUUUUGUAUUGAAGUACCUAGAGGAGAGACCGGUUUGUUGGUGGCAAAGAUCGGAGAAAGAACACCUUUCAGCGGUUACGCCAAGAACAGGCAGCAGACCGAGAAGAAGAAGCUGAGGGAUGUGUUUGUGAAGGGAGACCUCUACUUUAACAGUGGUGACCUCCUAAAGAUAGACAAUGAAGGCUUUAUCUUCUUUCAAGACCGCAUUGGAGACACUUUCAGGUGGAAAGGGGAAAAUGUGGCAACCACAGAGGUAGCUGAUCUUUUGCUCAUGGUGGACUGCAUUGAGGAGGCUAAUGUCUAUGGUGUGAAGGUGCCAGGACACGAGGGAAGAAUUGGAAUGGCAGCACUAAAGCUAAAGAAAAGCAUGGACUUUGACAGCAAAGCUACAUAUCGGCACGUCAAAAACCACCUCCCCAGCUAUGCAAGGCCACGCUUCGUUCGUAUACAGGAUGCGCUGGCAGUGACCGGGACGUUUAAGCAAACGAAGGUGAAGCUGGCAGAGGAAGGCUUCAACCCUGCUGUCGUCCCAGAUCCUCUGUUCUACCUGGAGGACAACAAAGGCUACGUACCCAUGACCCAGGAGAUAUUCAGCUCCAUCGAAGAGGGAAGAAUCAGGCUCUGAAUGAGUUCAGUGUUUAUUAUUAGAUCGUCAACCUCAAAUAUUACAUUUGAUUGUUAGCCUUUAGCUGAUACAGGAUGCCUAAUAAUGCUGGAAUAACCUGCACAUUGAGCGUGUCUGUGCAGCACAUUUCAUCAGCUACUUUACCUUCUGUGAGGAUAUUGUGCAGUGAAAUA
Messenger RNA from Seriola dumerili (greater amberjack), 2044 nucleotides. RefSeq names its product very long-chain acyl-CoA synthetase-like. The transcript is spliced from 10 exons. Gene Ontology annotation, molecular function: long-chain fatty acid-CoA ligase activity; long-chain fatty acid transmembrane transporter activity. The coding region runs from base 9 to 1871 and encodes 620 amino acids. Lineage: Eukaryota; Metazoa; Chordata; Actinopteri; Carangiformes; Carangidae. The record is from RefSeq and is a predicted model, not a curated record.